AUGCGCGCUUCUCAGGUCUCCUACUCGGGCAUGCCCACGGGCAAGAAAUACAUGGGCUGGUGGGGCGACAUGGGCGGUCCAACCCAACGCGGCAUCGUCAGCUACUCGGUCUCGCCCUUCCAGCAGAACGCGAUGCGCGGCGCGCUCCACUCGUACCUCUUCUACGGCUUCAAGCGCAUCAUGCAGCAGGCCCCCUACUUUGCCUUGCCCUUCGGCGUCGGUUACGGCUUGAUCGCCUGGGCUAAGGGCAAGAACGCCUACUACAACUCCAAAGCCGGCCACCUCGAACACGGUCACGACGAGUAA
Molecule: messenger RNA, 306 nt
Organism: Kalmanozyma brasiliensis GHG001
Lineage: Eukaryota; Fungi; Basidiomycota; Ustilaginomycetes; Ustilaginales
Product: Cytochrome b-c1 complex subunit 8
Exons: 2
Coding region: 1-306 (101 amino acids)
Biological process (GO): mitochondrial electron transport, ubiquinol to cytochrome c
Source: RefSeq, a predicted model, not a curated record